Molecule: messenger RNA, 1144 nt
Organism: Tyto alba (common barn owl)
Lineage: Eukaryota; Metazoa; Chordata; Aves; Strigiformes; Tytonidae
Gene: SNRNP35
Product: small nuclear ribonucleoprotein U11/U12 subunit 35
Exons: 2
Coding region: 116-913 (265 amino acids)
Biological process (GO): mRNA splicing, via spliceosome
Cellular component (GO): U12-type spliceosomal complex; precatalytic spliceosome
Molecular function (GO): snRNA binding; mRNA binding
Source: RefSeq, a predicted model, not a curated record
CCUGGCGGCGGGAGCGGCGUCGUCGUCGUCCCCCCCGACGAGGACGGGAGGAGGAAAGAGGUUAAAAUAAACACCGGCGGGAGCCGGCUCCCCCCGCGGCCCGCGGAGCCUGACAAUGAAUGACUGGGCCCCCAUAGCAAAGGAGUAUGACCCCCUCAAAGCUGGGAGCAUUGAUGGCACAGAUGAAGAGCCCCACGACCGUGCCAUAUGGAGGGCUAUGUUGGCACGCUAUGUACCCAACAAGGGAGUUACAGGAGAUCCUCACCUCACCCUGUUUGUAGCAAGGCUCAAUCUUCAAACAACAGAAGAGAAGUUAAAGGAGGUCUUUUCCCGGUAUGGAGAUAUCAGAAAGAUCCGUCUGGUUCGAGACCUGGUCACAGGAUUUUCCAAGGGUUAUGCAUUUAUUGAGUACAAAGAGGAGCGUGCUCUCUUGAAGGCCCACAGAGAUGCCAACAGGCUGGUUAUUGAUCAACAUGAGAUCUUUGUAGACUUUGAACUGGAAAGAACUCUCAAAGGCUGGAUUCCACGGAGGCUUGGAGGUGGUUUUGGAGGCAAAAAAGAAUCCGGGCAGCUACGGUUUGGAGGACGGGACAGACCUUUCCGAAAGCCCAUCAAUUUGCCAAACAUGAAAAAUGAUUUCUAUGGAGAAGGAUCAUCAGAGAAAAGAAACUGGUCUCGUGAGGGGACGAGGGACUGGAGAACAAGGGACCGAGACCAUGAAAGGAGCAGAGACAAGCGAUGGCCAGAAAGGGAGCGAUCAUGGACUUGGGGUGAAAGUGAGAGAGAGAGGGACUCCAAAGAGGAGAAGAGCAGAGGGAGGGAGAGGAAGGACAGAGACAGGAAGGACAGGGAUAGAGACCGGAGCAGGGAAAGAGAUACCAAGAAACAAAGAGAUGAUGAUAAGCAUCGAUAGGUGAGAGUGCCUUGCGUUGGUGUAUAUUCCCUCCUCUUACAUCCCCAGCGUUCCCAUUGCAGAUGUUGCCUUCAGCCCAGGGCUGUGAGCAGCAUUCCUGGAACAAGCUGUGGCAUUACUGCCUUGUGCCUGUGACUCUCGCCUGCUCGAAGUUCUCUGCAGUUUGGUUGCUAAUGCAGUUGAGAUACGUGCUGAAUUGUUCUUCAGAGAAAAUAAACUUUUGUAUUAGUA